This is a messenger RNA of Humulus lupulus (European hop), 833 nucleotides long. RefSeq names its product zinc finger protein ZAT11. NCBI's taxonomy places the organism in Eukaryota, Viridiplantae, Streptophyta, Magnoliopsida, Rosales, Cannabaceae. The transcript has a single exon. The coding region runs from base 73 to 717 and encodes 214 amino acids. The record is from RefSeq and is a predicted model, not a curated record.
CAAAAAAAAAACCCAUUAAUUCAUAACAACCAAACAGUACUUUAUUACUCAGUGAAGAAGAAGAAGAAGAAGAUGUUGAUGAUGAUGAAGAAGAGAAUGAGAGAAGAAGCAGACGACGAAACCAGUAGACUCAACACAAGCAUCGCCAACUGUUUGAUGUUAUUACAGUCUCAUAAUCAGAUCAUGACGAUGAACCAUAACAACAACCCCUCCUCCGUCGCCGUCGCCGCCACCUCCUCCGGCCACGACUUCGAGUGCAAGACCUGCAACAAGCGAUUCUCGUCGUUCCAAGCUCUGGGUGGCCACCGUGCCAGCCACAAGAAGCCCAAGCUGGCUAACGAUGGCGACCACCAUGAUCAUCACGGCCAUGAAGACGAGUAUAAUAAGAAAGUAGUGAAUAAAAAGCAUGUGUGCACCAUAUGUGGGGUGGUUUUCAGCAUGGGCCAAGCUUUGGGUGGCCAUAUGAGACGUCACAGAGCCGCCAUGGAUAACGGAGUAGGGUUUUCUUCUCUGCUUACUGCGGCGGCGGAAGAAGGGGGUCCGGUCGUGGUAGCUCCACGUAAUCUUCCAUUGGUAGCGUUGAAGAGAUCUGAUAGUAUUAGAAUCAAGGCUGAUUCGUGGUUGGACUUGAAUUUGACGCCAUUGGAGAAUGAUUUGAAGAUCUUGUUUGGGAAGAUGGCACCAGCUCCUGCUGUUAAUUCUAGUUUUAUUUUCUGAUUGAUUUUUUUUUUUUUUUUUUUGAAUUUGACUGAAAUUCAUUCAUUCAUUUGAUCAUUUUUGUUUGUACAAUGAAAAUAUGUUAUUGAUUAAUUUAUGACCAUUUUUUUGGAAGA